CCUUUAAACUUGCUUAAUUGAAAUUUUCUUAUGAUAACGUCCCUGUCAGAACAGAGUAUCAAGCAGAUCUACCUGUCACCUUUAUUAGAAUCUGACUCUCCUUAUAUUGUACAGAUCAUAAAACUGAAGGACUUCGGUAGAGAGAAGAAAAAAGUCCGGUACAGAAUCAGUAUCUCAGACGGCCAGUACUCCAUACUGGCACUUGUGAGCCACUCUCUUAUCCAACAAAUGUGAUGUGAACUCAAACUAUAUGAUAUACUAAGGAUCCAAGGGUAUGUAAAGGAGAAAGUCAAGCUAAACACAAUUCUGAAGAUCAGUGCAAAGCCAGAAUGACUCUAUACCGGCCUCAGGGAGGCUAUUGGUCUUGGAAACGGCAUCAAAAAUAUUAAUAGCAUUGAUGAUAACUCUCUGAAAUUUAGUAAAGAAAUUGUUGAUGUUCAUAUUCCUUCAUACAGAAAAUUAAAAGAGAUAAUAAGAAAGCAUUCUCCUGUCAAAAAGCCAAAGGUCGAUUUCUUCAAGGAAAUGAAAGAGGGCAAACUCUCUAAAGGAAAGUCUUCAGUCGGGAAACUUUCAAAUUCUAAUGAAGAGACUCAUGACUCAGAGUAUUCUUACCUAAAUCGUAUCCAGUAUUCAGCAAAGAAUUGGAAAAUUAAGGUCCGGAUUACUAAGAGAAACCAAGUAAUAAAUUUUAAUAGCUGCAAAGGUGCGGGAAGCAUUCUAAAUAUUGAACUAAUCGAUUCUUACGGCAACCAGAUCCUUGGAGUGUUCUUCAACAAAGCUCUUAAUAAAUUUGAUGGCCUUCUCAAGGAGAAAAGAGUGUAUAUAAUGAGUGGAGGGAAGAUCCAGCUGUCACAUAAAAGUACGCAUUCUACUAUUGACAAUAAGUACUGUAUUAAUUUUCCUCCUGAAGCGUCUAUAAAGGAGAUUAUUGAUGAUAACUCGAUCCCAAUGCUGAACUACAAUUUCACUAGUUUUAAUAAGAUUCAUCUGACUCGUGAUGGAAGCUUUAUUGACAUAAUAGGAGUUGUUCAUAGUAUGAACACCCCAAUGACCUUCCACAAGAAUGAUGGGAGGUCACAGACCAAGAGACAGAUCACAGUUGUAGAUGAGUCUGGAAUUCUGAUGCAGGUAUGCUUCUGGGGAGAUUUCAAAUUCUUUGAGUCUCUUGAAGACAACCUCCACCAAGUCAUUGUAGUCAAGCAAGCAAAGGUCAAAACUUAUGGAGGUUCUAAAAGUCUCAAUUGAUUUGAAAACGUUGAGGUCCAACUCGAGCCGGAAAUCCAAAGAGCAGAUGAAGUCAGCAAAUGGUUUGAAGAAAAUCUCAAGAAAGAUCUUGAAGCUAAAGAGAAAAGAAUCAAACAGUAUAAGAAUGAUAGUAAAUCAGCAGAUAAAAAGCCUAAAGAUGACACAUAUCUGAUAAAAGAGCUCUUAUCAUCUCUUGAUGCAGUUCAGGAGUUUAGUGAUGGAAAGAUAAAAUGCAGCAUGUCUAAUGAACUCUUUGAUACCACAGAAAGUUUCAGGAAUCCUAGACAACCACAAGUUUGAUACAUCACAGUGUCAGGUUUCAUCGAAAGUCUGAGCUACGAGAAGAUCGAGAACACGAUCUACCUGUCCUGUCCCAAACAAGACUGCAAGCGCAAGGUCUUCGAGCGGGAUGGUAAAUACAAAUGAGAAGCAUGCAGGGAGAUUUAUAACAAGUGUAAUGUAAAGUACGCUCUUACUGUCAAAGUAGCAGAUCCUACAGGAAGAGUCUUGGUCCAGUUUUAUGAUGAGUGAGCAGAGAGGGUCAUUGGGAGAAGAGCAGCCAUGAUCAAAGAGUUCCUGGAUAAGCAAGAGUUUACAAAGAUUAGAGAUAUUUAUAAACGUUGUAGGUUUAAACCUUUUACAUUUACGCUUAAGUUGAGACAGAGUAGUUAUAGACAAGAAUCAAGAGUCCAAGCGAUUGCUUAUAAACUUCGAGAGGUGAAUUAUCAACAUUCGAAUUCUGAGAUUAUUAAAAGGAUCAAUAUGUAUCUUGCUCCUCCAUCAGAAUCAACUUAA
Molecule: messenger RNA, 2040 nt
Organism: Moneuplotes crassus
Lineage: Eukaryota; Ciliophora; Spirotrichea; Euplotida; Euplotidae
Source: the annotation of a GenBank genome assembly